This is a messenger RNA of Calidris pugnax (ruff), 1726 nucleotides long. RefSeq names its product hyaluronoglucosaminidase 2 (gene HYAL2). The transcript has 3 exons. Gene Ontology annotation, biological process: carbohydrate metabolic process; hyaluronan catabolic process. The record is from RefSeq and is a predicted model, not a curated record. Bases 142 to 1584 code for a protein of 480 amino acids. NCBI's taxonomy places the organism in Eukaryota, Metazoa, Chordata, Aves, Charadriiformes, Scolopacidae. Gene Ontology annotation, molecular function: hyalurononglucosaminidase activity; hyaluronoglucuronidase activity.
CGGGAUAUCCCGGGAGUUGCGGGGAAGGGGCUUGGAGGAGGGGGGCAGAGCGUGUGUGUCCCGUCCCCCGGUUCCUCCGCCCCCGCUCCUGACCCUCUUCUCUCCCCUCUGCUUCCAGCUCCCCCCCCCACCUUGGGCAGGAUGCGCGGGGGCUGCGCGGUGGCCCUGGUGGCCGUGCCCUGGCUGGCCCUGCUGGCCCUGGCCCGGCAGCCCCCCGAGAAGCCGUCGGCCCCCCCUUUGCUCACCCGCCGGCCUUUCUUGGUGGCCUGGAACGUGCCCACCCAGGACUGCAAGCCCCGCUUCCAGGUAUCCCUGGAUUUCAGCCUCUUCGACCUGCACGCCUCCCCCAACGAGGGCUUCGUGGGGCAGAACCUCACCAUCUUCUACAAGGAGCGCCUGGGGCUCUACCCCUACUACACCAGCCAGCGCGUCCCCGUCAACGGCGGCGUCCCCCAAAACAGCAGCCUGUCCGAGCACCUCGCCCGCCUCCACGAUGGCAUCGGCAAGUACAUCCGCUCGCCCGCCAAGGAGGGGCUGGCCGUCAUCGACUGGGAGGAGUGGCGGCCCAUCUGGGCUCGCAACUGGAAGCCCAAGGACAUCUACCGGGACGUGUCCCAGCAGCUGGUGGCCCAGCGGGUGGAGGCCCAGCGGCAGCACAACUGGUCCCGCGAGGAGGUGAACAAGCAGGCAGUGUUCGAGUUCGAGUCGGCCGCCCGAGAGUUCAUGGUGAGGACCCUGCGCGUGGCCAAGAGCUUCCGCCCCAAGCAGGUCUGGGGGUUCUACCUCUUCCCUGACUGCUACAACCACGACUACAGCAAGAACAAGGAGAGCUACACCGGGCAGUGCCCGGACGUGGAGAAGACACGCAACGACCAGCUGGCGUGGCUCUGGAGGGAGAGCACAGCCCUCUACCCCUCCAUCUACCUCGAUACGCUCCUAGCAUCCACUCCCAACAGCCGCAAGUUCGUGCGGGCACGGGUUAUGGAGGCCAUGCGCAUCUCGCAGCAGCACCAUGAUGGCUACUCCCUGCCCGUCUUCGUCUACACCAGGCCCACCUACAUCCGCAAGCUGGACGUCCUCAGCCAGGCGGACCUGAUCUCCACCAUCGGAGAGAGUGCAGCGCUGGGUGCAGCCGGGGCCAUUUUCUGGGGCGACGCAGACUUCACCAAAAACCGGGACUCAUGCCAGAUCCUCAAGGACUACCUGGAGGAGGACCUGGGCCGCUACAUCGCGAAUGUCACGACAGCGGCGCAGCUCUGCAGCACGGCGCUGUGCCAGGGCCGGGGCCGCUGCCUGCGCCAGGACAGCACCGCCGACGUCUUCCUCCACCUCAACUCCACCAGCUUCCAGCUGCGGCGCCGGGAGCACCCCCAGCAGCCCCUCUUCUGGGCCGAGGGCCAGCUGUCCUCUGCUGACACCCUCUUCCUACGGACCCAUUUCCGCUGCCACUGCUACCAGGGCUGGCAGGGAGGCAGCUGCCAGGUGCCCGCUGGCCCCCGCAGUCGUGCCCCUGCCCCCCUGGCACCGCUGGGACUUGGGGUGCUGUUGCUGCUUGCGAGCUGGCACUAUAUCCCCCUGGACUGAGCUGCACACCCACCCCCCCCCCCACCCCAGCACCCCCUUUCUGUGGCGGUGUAGGGGACCUAUUUAAGAUGUCCCUACCCUGCCUCUGAGGCAGCUCGUUAUGGGGGGGCUGCCCCAUGUUCAGGGGGGUGGUGGUGGGGAG